AUGAAAGCAAAAGCAGAGCGCGACUCCCUGCCCUUUUUACAAAUUUGCACAAAAGAAGUUUCAAAAGUGACUAGAUAUAUUUGCGAUGAGUUGAGGGUUCAGCUUUCUAUGUUUUUAAGCUCUUGUUUAAUCAAAAGAAGGUGCUUCUUGAAACGUAGUUUUCAUUUGGGUAACAGCUUUUUGAACCCAAGUUCUGAUGAUAUUGUUUUCAGAGCUAUUUGUGUUAAUCUCAAACAUAGGAGAUGGAAUUUCUUGGAACAAAAUUUGCUGACUCUAACGAGUCCUUUAGUGAGUCGUGUUGUUUGCGCGUUUCAAAAGUCGCCUCAGUUAGCCCUGGAGUUUUACAAUUGGGUUCGAGAGAAGAAGAGUGCUUUGCACUCGUUGGACUCUUCUUCCUGUGUAAUUCAUGUGUUAGUUAAUUCGAGGAGAUACGAUGAUGCCUUGUGUCUCAUGGGGAGUUUGAUGACUGUAAAUGGCUUAUCUCCUAUGGAGGUUCUAGAAGCAUUGAAUAAUAGUUAUCGAAUGUGUGAAUCGAGUCCUGCUGUUUUUGAUGCAUUGAUUCGUGCUUGUACUCAAAUUGGGGCUACCGAAGGUGCUUAUGAAGUGAUCAAGAAGUUGCAAGUAGAGGAUUGCUGGGUUACAAUUCAUGCUUGGAACAACUUUUUGAGCCAUCUCUUAAAGUUCAAUGAGAUUGGUAGGUUUUGGAUGGUGUAUAAGGAAAUGAUUUCUUAUGGAUAUAUGGAGAACAUAUAUACUUUCAAUUUGGUUGCACAUGCUCUUUGUAAGGAUUAUAAGUUACAAGAAGCAAUGUCUCUGUUGUACCGAAUCCUAAAGAGCGGUACUUGGCCUAAUGUUGUUACUUUUAACAUGAUAGUAGAUGGAGCUUGCAAGAUGGGUGACAUGGACCUUGCCUUGAAGUUCUUUAGGAAGGUGGAAAUAAUGUCUGCAGGUUCCAUUAAGCCGAAUUUGGUAACUUAUAACAGUCUCAUCAAUGGGUUUUGCAAAAUAGGGAGAAUAACUUGGGCAGAAGAACUUAGGAAUGAAAUGAUGAAAACGGAUAUUAAGCCUAAUGUGAGGACCUAUGCAACGAUGAUUGAGGGGUAUUCACGAGCAGGGAGUUUGGAGGAGGCACUUAGGUUAUGUGAUGAAAUGGUGGAAAGGGGAUUGCUACCGAAUUCUGUGGUGUACAACUCAAUUAUGCAUUGGCUUUACAUGGAAGGAGAUGUGGGUGGCGCUUCUUUGGUAUUCGCUGACAUGACUGAUAAGCAGAUAACCCUUGAUAAAUUCACCUACUCCGUCCUCGCAAAGGGCCUUUGCAGAAAUGGUUAUAUAACCAAAGCUCUUAAACUCCACAACCAGGUUCUAGAAAAUAACCUCAUUGAAGAUGCAUUUUCACACAAUAUUCUUAUCAAUUUCUUAUGCAAAAGCAACAACAUAACUGGAGUCAGGCAACUAUUGGCCAGCAUGUUUGUACGUGGCUUGGUUCCUGAUGUUGUUACCUUUGGAAUUGUAGCAAGCAGUGUCACUUACAACAUGCUGAUCAACUUUCUGUGUAAGCUUGGUCAUAUUCAAAAAGCAAAGGAGCUGAUGAAGAUGAUGGUUCUACGGGGUGUGCUUCCCGAUAAUAUAACAUAUACAACUCUUGUUACCAAUGCCAGCAAGAAUUGCGGCCCUGAAGAAGUAGUUGAAUUGCAUGACUACAUGGUGCUUAAGGGAGUGGUUCCUGAUAAACUAACCUAUGAUGAUAGAGUCAGGGCCACCAAGGUGUACAAGGAGGAUUGCUGCCAAAAAUGGCGGGACAAAGUCGGAGUCAGGCAACUGGUGGCCAGUAUGUUUGUACGUCGCUUGGUUCCUGAUGUUGUUACAUUUGAUACUUUGGUUGAUGGGCUCUGCAAGGAAGUGAACAUUGAAAGUGCAGUUCAGGAUGAUUUGGUGGAUUUUGCAAGAACUUUGGCAGAUGCCUUACAGGAGACAAAGCUUGACGAGGCAUUUACGUUCUCUGCAGAAAUGGAAAAUGCAGGAAUUUUAGCAAGCAGCGUCACUGACAACACUCUGAUCGACUUUUUUUGUCUCUCGCUACCAAUGCCUACAAGAACUGCAGCCCUGAAGAAGCAAUUGAAAUGCAUGGCUGCAGGGUGCUUAAGGGAGUAG
Dovyalis caffra is the source of this 2151-nucleotide messenger RNA. The record is from the annotation of a GenBank genome assembly. Lineage: Eukaryota; Viridiplantae; Streptophyta; Magnoliopsida; Malpighiales; Salicaceae.